UAUGCCUCCAGAAUCUCAUACGAGGUAUAGCAUGCGGCUGCACCCGCUUGCUGAGGUAGUUUUGGGGCUGGUCCUUCUUUAAGGAAGAAAGUAGGGAAGACAGUAAAUUAUGUUUAUUCAUGGUCUUGUAUCAAAGUAGAGUACCAGAAAAGGCCUACAGAUUCUUUUCCAGUUUUCUGGUCUAUCAGUAGCUAAGCCUGAUACGGUUACAUCUUCCUGCACUCGAGUUGUAUCGGAUGAUUACAACAACUCCAGCAACUGGUCUUAUCAGGGAGAGGAUGGAAGGGAAGCAAAGAGUCAAGGAGAGAGAGAAUGACUGCAAGGGGAAGAAGAAGGUCAAGGGUGAUCCAGGAGCUGGAUGAAGCAACGUUGUACGAGGUUGAGAUUAUUCAGGCUCCAGAAGAGGAGCCGAGUGAUUAUGACAUGGAUACAGAGCAGGAGCAGCAGGAGGAGCAACGGGAGGAGCAAGUGCCUCAGCCGCAGCAGCAACAGGAGAAGCAAGUUCAGCAGCAGCCUGUCGAUGAGGUGGUACCUGGGGAGAAUAAGGGAGAUGAGGAGUCGUUGGUCUUGGAUGACUUGCCAAUGAUAUGUAACUAUGAGGAGGGACGGUCGUUUUUGAAUGCUGGGUAUGGCUUGAGAUGGCAUUCCUGUUGCGAACCAUGGAAUGAGUUUUGGGAACCCUUUGGAGGCGUCAACUUCGAGCCUGUUUGGGAUGAUGCUCCAUGGGACUUUAAGGACGGCGAUGAAACCAAACAUCUCUAGAAGAAAACCUGUUAUGUUUCAGUUUAUCGAAGUUGUUGUUGUUGACUGGAUGUUUGUUGUUUGAUGUUUGCCUGUGUCUUAUAGAGUCAA
Hibiscus syriacus is the source of this 852-nucleotide messenger RNA. RefSeq names its product probable serine/threonine-protein kinase irlA. The record is from RefSeq and is a predicted model, not a curated record. NCBI's taxonomy places the organism in Eukaryota, Viridiplantae, Streptophyta, Magnoliopsida, Malvales, Malvaceae. The coding region runs from base 313 to 762 and encodes 149 amino acids. The transcript has 4 exons.